AUGAUCAAGAAUGCCGUUAUGUACAAACAUGUUUGGAAGAUUGAGAACUUUUCAAAGUUAGAUGCUGAGAGCUACUACUCAGAACCAUUAAUUCACUGCUGGUUAUCAGAAAUGAUUAAACUUGCAGGUUCCAAAAUAUUUGCAAGUUUUCCCUGUGCAUUGUGGAUCAAAUUCACUCCAGCCAUAAAUGUGAUGAAGGUAAUAGCUGUGGUUCAGUGCAUCAAGCCUAAAUUGGGGUUGGCCCGCCUACUUUCUCUUCACUGGACACUUUCAGUGAGGAAGGCAAGGGGUUUUGAUGAAGUAUACUUGCUUAAUAUUCAUGGGGUUUCAAGACCAUUUUCAGAUUCACCGCCAACUCAUUACACUCUAAAAAUAGAGGCGUUUUCGUUGCUGAAGAAGCAUUCAACAUCAGAGGGUAGCUUUGAGUCAGGGAAGUUUGACGCUGGAGGAUACAAAUGGAAACUGGUGGUCUACCCAAAUGGAAACAAGAAGAAGAAUGUGGAAGACCACAUCUCUGUCUACUUAAAAAUGGCUGGAGCAAAUUCACUUGAGACUCGUUGGGAAGUCUCUGUUGAUUUUAGAUUGUUUUUGCUUGAUCAGAAUACGGGAAAAUACUUGGUUCUUCAAGAUGCUAAUCUAAACAAGAUUUGCUUGCACCGGGCGAUGCUCGAAAUGGGUUUCGAUAGAGUUAUCCCUCUGAAAGCAUUUGCUGAUGCUUCCAAUGGCUAUCUCAUUGAUGACAAGUGUGUGUUUGGAGCCGAGGUCUUUGUUUGUAAAGAAAGAAGAGCAGGCAAGGCAGAGUGCCUAUCAGGGAUCAACAGUGCUUCUACGAACAAGUAUGUUUGGAAGAUUGAGAAAUUUUCAAAGUCAAAAACCGAAUGCUUGGAAUCACAACCGUUCAAUGCUGGAGGACAGACGUGGAAGAUAAAGCUCUAUCCCAAGGGAGCUGACGACGGAAAGGGUACUCAUGUUUCUAUUUACUUAAAAUGUGCUAAUCCAGAAAAGCUGUCUCCUGGCUCUCAAAUACUUACAGAGUUCACUCUGCGCAUCGUAGAUCAAUUGAAUGCCAAGCAUUUUUAUAGUAAAGAUAUUCAAUGGUUCUCAGCUUUGGGUAUUGGUUGGUCUAAUUUCAUUACAUUGGGAAAUUUCAAACGGUUAGACAAGGGUUAUUUGCUGAAGGAUACUUGCUUAAUUGAGGCGGAGGUCACUGUCCAUGGAAUUGCUAAAGCAUUAUAG
Molecule: messenger RNA, 1236 nt
Organism: Prunus dulcis (almond)
Lineage: Eukaryota; Viridiplantae; Streptophyta; Magnoliopsida; Rosales; Rosaceae
Exons: 9
Coding region: 1-1236 (411 amino acids)
Molecular function (GO): protein binding
Source: RefSeq, a predicted model, not a curated record